AAAACUAUCACUUGUAUCACGUCGGAUGGCGCAUUUGAAUACCGUACCUUCAUUACUGUCAAAAGACAUGCAUUUUUCGAAGAAAUUAUAAAAGUUCUAAAUUUUAUCAAAAAUACCUCAAUCUUGUACGUCAAAUUGUGAAAACUGUUGAACUCACUUAUAUCCCAAGGACAAGUAGAACAUUUAGGGUAUGUAGAAAUCGGUAGUGAAAACUUCGCGUAUUAAAACUUAAGGCAAAUGAAAAAACAUGAACAUCAGAUGAACCACAACCGAAGUGUAUAUGAAUUUUUGUUUUCGUGAUUUCUGGGUUGGUCCCAUAGUAAAACUUGCUGAAUAUGAUCUAUAUUAUAUUAUUUACAUCGUUAAAAAUUGCAAAAUUUUAAACACCUGUAUACAAUGUAUAAAACAUUCAGAAGCAAAUGAAUGUUUGGUGUCCUUCUAUAUGUGCAAACUGUCGCACAUUUUACGAAUCUUCUCACAUACUACAUUUUACGAAUCUUUGUACAAUUGUGCGUGGUUCGGGGCUUUGGGUAGCAUAUUAUCAACGAAAAAAUAUUUAUUUGCAAAAAAAGAGGUAAUUAUGCUUUGAGUAUUUACUAAGUAUACUAUUUACCUUGCAAUAAUAAUACAUCAUGGUAGAUGGCAACCUAGUCCGUUCUGAAUAUGGGAUUCAAGAACAUAUUUUAAAGGGCGAUCGUUGUAGAACUAAAAAUAAUAAUACUUUUCGAUUAAAUAUAACAAAUUUAUCUUUUACUUUAUUUUUGUUCUAUUAUUUUGUUAUAUAUUUGUUCCUGAUGUUAAAAUUUUCUCGUGUGAUUAGAAAUAUUCAAAGAUAAAUAUUUAAAUCUAUGACACAUUUUGAACGCAUUCAUGGAAUUCCCACCUCCAUUAUUGAAUGACCAAAGCCGUUAUUUUUCAAGGUUUCGUACGGUUGUUUGAGAACUGGGAGUGGAGUUGUUUUUCUAAUUAAAAAUAUUGAAAUAAGAUUUACUUUCUCUUGAAAUGUGAUAUCUUUUUAUGGUUUAAUUAUUUUUGUUGUUUAAUGUUCAGUGUAGUGUUUUCUAAACCAAAAUGAGUUCAGCAAAUUCGGAUGUUGAGCAAAGGCUGGCUCUCUCGAUGGUCGCACAAUUUGAUGAUUUAAAUCGACUGAACAACGUUCUCAACGACGAAUAUUCGGAGCAAUGUUUCCUAGCAUUUGUGAAGCAGAUGGAAUGGGUGCGCAGCCAAUGGGCCUCGGCGGAGGCAGAGGCUGCUCGGCUACAGACAGAAUUGAUGGAGGCCCACCAGACUCUAUCCAAGUGGGAGGCGAAGUUUGCACAUGUUCGGAAACUUCUGGAUGGGGAAAAGAGGGAGAGGAACAUUGUUAUGAAGAAGUACAGUGAACUGAGUAAGCUAUUAGACACGGCUCGGGAUCUGCUCUUCAACGAUAACCGAGCGAAGCUAAAUGAUGAGACACUGCAAAAGCUUGCUUUCCUCAAUGGAACAGCUCAUCAGGAGCAUAAUGCCAGACUCACCGGUGUGCCAGAGCUAAACUCUACUGGCACACUCCUCUCAGAAAUGUCCUAUUCUCGCUCUGAGGAAGACCUGGACCUAUCAAUAGCGUCAACCCGCCGCUCGUGGGUGCAGCGGGGAGGCUGGGCUGCCCGAGAUGCGCCCGCUGGCAAGAAGAGAAGAUCGUCCACCAGUUCUGCUACCAAGACGGUGGAGCUGCAGGGCGGCAAGGUGCUGGCCACCGCAACCACGACUCUGACGUUAGAGCGCGCUGCCACCAACCACGAUAUAAAGCCGCCCAAGAACUUCCAACCUAUAUCAGAAAGCAGCGACGAAGCGCCUCCGCAAUCGGCCAGCAAGACCUCGGCUCGUCUGUCCGCUAAACGAAUGAAGGAAGAGCAUGCGACACCGUCCGCGCCUCCGAGGACUACUGACACGGACACGGGAUCAGACACCCCGAUGCGCACGGUGCAGCGCACGCCCUCGGCCGUGUCGGCGGCGUACGGCGGCUCGCCGCGCGCGCGGCCGCGCCAGCACAACUUCGUGGCCAAGAACUUCUACAAGCGCGAGAAUUGCGGGCCCUGCGGCAAGACCAUAAAGUUCGCGAAAGUGGGCAUCAAGUGCGAGACGUGCCGCGCGCAGGCGCACCCCGAGUGCCGCGCGCUGCUGCCGCUGCCCUGCGUGCCGCCCGGCGCCGGCGCCGCCGCCAGGCGGAACAAUGCCGCGGAGGGCUGUAUCUCUGACUUCGCUCCGAGCACGCCGCCCAUGGUGCCGGCGCUGCUGGUGCACUGCAUCAACGAGGUGGAGAAGCGGGGGCUGGCGGAGAGGGGCCUGUACAGGAUCAGCGCCGUGGAGAAGGACGUCAAGCGGCUCAAGGAGCGUUUCCUCCGCGGAUGCGGCUCGCCACAACUGUCCAACGAGGACGUCCACGUGCUGUGUGGCUGUAUUAAAGACUUCCUUCGCUCGCUGCGGGAACCUCUCGUCUCCAACGCUCUAUGGGCUGAUUUUAUGGAAGCAGCUCGAUUAGGAGAGCCGACGGACGCGGCGGCGGCCGUGGUGCAGGCCGUGAGCCAGCUGCCGCCGCCCAACCGCGACACCCUCGCCUUCCUGGUGCUGCACCUGCACAAGGUGGCAGAGAGCCCGGAGUGUGAGAUGGGCAUAGAUAACCUGGCUAAAAUCUUCGGGCCCACCGUCGUCGGCUACGGCAUGAUGAAGGAAGCUGCUGAAAUGUACAGUGCUACUGCGCAGAUGGUCAAUGUGAUGCAGCUGCUGCUGCGGCUGCCGGCGGACUACUGGGCGCAGUGGGCCUGCCCGCUCGGCGCGGGCUCGCCGCCGGCCGCGCCCCGGCCGCGCGGCUUCUUCUUCUCGCCCGCCGACACCGGGUGA
This is a messenger RNA of Cydia pomonella (codling moth), 2877 nucleotides long. Its product is annotated as rac GTPase-activating protein 1-like. The record is from RefSeq and is a predicted model, not a curated record. Lineage: Eukaryota; Metazoa; Arthropoda; Insecta; Lepidoptera; Tortricidae. The transcript is spliced from 13 exons. Gene Ontology annotation, biological process: signal transduction. The coding region runs from base 1072 to 2877 and encodes 601 amino acids.